AAGUAUUGAUUCGGAACGGAGAUUUAGCACAGCGGUAAGGUGUUUAUACGUACUGGAGCCAAGGUUGACGUGAUGAUAUCAUUGUAUUGGUUAUCAGUUAUAUGGAUUGAUCGACAUAGAUGCGUGGAGGGAGAAAAUGUAUUUGAUGUGAAAACUGUGAACGCCCUAUGGAUAUGUAAACAAGGUAGAAUAAUGUCAUGUAAAGCUGUGGUGUGAGACUAUGAUUUCAAAGCGGCGAUAACAUGCAACAUGACCAUGUAGGGAUGUAACUUGAAUUUAUUCUGUCACGUAUUAGACAAUACUCGCACUAGUUCACAGCAGUGGAAACUACAAGACCCAUUGCUCAUACGGAUAUUCUUUCCACACGCGAAAAAGUAAUCGUUAUUUUUUUGCGUCGUGGAUUAUCAGAUGCUUUAGAAUAUCGUCAUUUGGAUUGGUAUGAAUGAAUAUAUUCGUUAUGGAUAAAACAACCGAAAUUGUGUGCUGCGUAUUCGGUUUAGUGUUAAGUAUUGUCAUGGUGAGCAGUUCAAAUUUCCUCGAAGUAUCAAAUAAGGACUAUCCCAUGCACGCUUCGUCCUAUAGGCUGAAAAGAGCGAUAGAAAUAACUCCUAAUUCUGGUGUAUAUCGCUGUAAUGAAGACGUCAGCAGGUCGUGUGUUUGUGCUGGAUGUCCAAGCAUAAGCGGAACUGAUCAGUGCUGCAUGCAUGUGCACAACAUGUCGGCAAUAGUUCAGGGAGUCGUGGUCAGGCUGCUGCGAUUUGACGUAAAGCAGUUUGAUGGUGAUUUGGAGAUAAAAUUCCGAAAGGUCGUUCGAGACAAUAUUAUAAACUAUUGCAGUUUGAAUGCAACUAGAUUGACAUAUUGUGGUUUUGGUGUUAAUGACAGCGUGUCAAAAACGGUGCGGCUUGAGGAUGUCGUUAUCAUCGAGGUAUACGAAUCGGAAAAUUACACCGAAUCGGUUGAUAAGUAUAAGAUUUUCAGGGAUUUAAACGUCGUGGUACUCGUCUACAAAACCACCUCUCCAUCUGGUACCAGCCGGCGAAAACGAGCCGCUCAAUCAAGUCAAACGCACACCUACGUUUCACAAAAUGCCUUAAAAACGUUGAUGAUCAGUAGCAUUAGUUCGAUGGAAAGAGAACUUGGCGUAAGAAUUGGAGUGAUUUGGCUUUGGGACCCAAUACCGAAGCCGUUUACACAGACAGAACUUGCAGGGAUAUCAAUCGGAGGGAUCUUUGCCUUUCUUUUUCUCAUGACAUGCUGUUGCUCCAUAAAGCGAAUUAUAACGGACAGACGACGUAUAUUGAAGAAGAGGCGCGAUCGCAAAGCUAUAGAAGAAGCAUUGAGAGCCGCAUCGUUUGAUCAAGAGAUGGAGGCAACUGUAAAUACCAUAAGUAAUGGUCGCCUUCAGCAUGAGUUAUCGGAUGACGACGAUGGAACACCUGAGGAGCACACCAUUGAAGCCACAGUGCACCAAGCGUAUUCAGAACACUAUGUAAAUAACGGUAACUUAAUGGGCAAGGGUUCACGGCAGUAUAGCAACACAAACUCCAAACGGGACGCCAGUAUUACAUCAGACCAUGACGUCAUGAAAAACGGACUCACCAAAAAUGGGAUUACACGUGCUAAUCAGAAUGAAAAACCUCGGCUAGGGCCGAGGUUGUCUUAUGAAUUGGCUGUCAGUAGUUAUUUUACAAAUGUCAAUAAUAAUAAGGUACCUCAGAAACGGACUCGUUCCCAUGACAGAAUAAUACAUCCCGCAGAUUACAUAGAGGGUGGAGACGAAACAUACCAUUAUUAUGAUGACGUCACUGAUUUCAACGGUGCUGCAGUUAACGCGGGGUUUGAGCACAGCGUGCACGACUGACUGAGGAAGUAUGUGAAAGAGACUAAACAGCCUGAACAUCCUACUGGUAUGACCGAAAGCGAACAAGCCAUGUAUUUUUGAUAAUGCAGUGUUUCGUGUGAUAUUUGUCGCAUGCAGCGAAGGUAAACUACUGUGAUUUUUGCCUUUGUUAAACCGACAUUACGUAAUGAGUUUUUGUACAUGUAGGACGAUAUUUUGACUCAAAUUUAAGGUAAACCUGGUUAGUGUUGCAGAAGUACCUUGAGCAGUCUUCUGCGGGUGUGGCCUGUUCUCCGUAUUCAAUGUUAUUGUACGAAUCACUUAAUUUUGCGCAUAACUCACAAUAUUCGGCAAAUUGUAACAUUUAAAUUGUCUUGAAAUCACUGUUCGUCUUUUUAAAAUCAUAGCCAGUUCUCGUCAUUUUAUAAAUAGCUGCCGUUAUUUUGCUGCGCUUCCUAUUUAUCGUACGACCACCUCACAAUAUUCAUAAGUGGCCGAAAACCAGUUGCUUGUGUUGUAUUUUGUUCAGGUUGUAAAGCAACUCGGACCCAUUGGGCCCAAAACAUCAAUCGAAUUCUUAUAGGAAUGUAAGAUAGGUCUUAUUAGUUUCUUAUACAUGCAGAAGUGUUCAAUCUUUACAAAGAAUAAUAUAUUGUAAGAUUCAUUUUAAACUGAAAAAUAUCUUGACUUAUGUAAAGCUGUAAGCAUCUUAUUUCGACUCAAAUGGGCGUCGAUUCUGAUUUAAUGCCGACUCCGGACAGGCAUGGUGGUGAACGACGAUAUGAGGGCAUGUAGGUCAGGUUCGGUUGCGUUUACCAACCGACGAAGCACGAAGUACAAAAGUCUGUCAAGUCAUCAUGUCCUGAGAUAAUUCACUUCCACGACAAUUGGAAGUUAUCUUCUAUACCUAGUCGUACAGGGAAUCGGGGAAAUUCGAAAUAAUGUCGUCGAUUACCUAAGUACCUAAGUAUAUACACAUAUUUCAUACUUCGUCGUUCGUAGCUCACGUAAAGGGUUGCGAAGCGACGACCGAACAAUGGUGGGGGCUUCACACAAAUGAGGUCAUUUAAAUACCUAUAUUUUACAAACGUAGCAAUGCACUAGCACUACAUAUAUUGUAUUGAGUAAAAAAAGGCAUUGUAUAUAAUAUGUGGUUAAGAUUAUAUCCAAAUUCAACUAAGUCUAAAGUCGUGACGCAGACAGAUGUGAGAAUCAUCGUCGAGAGUAAGUAUUGACUAAUCGAUGGAUAUCCUAUGACACACUAUUGAACAGCAAUUAGGAAUAUUCAUCAUUGAUUUCUCCAAUCGGUUCAAGUCCAGGUCAGCUUGUACACGACGUGAAAUUUAGCGACACCAUCGGGGGCAUUGUUAAGAUUGAUGAAAACAUAAAUACCACGCGUACGUCACUGCCCACCAAGAUAUUUUAUUGGAAAUCAGUGCGUGUGCGUGUGGGGGGAGGGCGAGUAAUACAUCAAGGGAAGAUUACUUAGCAAGAGUACUUUAAGCCAAUGAUUGAUUAAGAUUAUGAUUAUGCUCACAACUGAUAGCCUAACAUUGUUGUUACAAUAAAGAUUUAUU
Messenger RNA from Lineus longissimus, 3420 nucleotides. RefSeq lists its product as uncharacterized. The transcript is spliced from 2 exons. The coding region runs from base 443 to 1864 and encodes 473 amino acids. Lineage: Eukaryota; Metazoa; Nemertea; Pilidiophora; Heteronemertea; Lineidae. The record is from RefSeq and is a predicted model, not a curated record.